AUUUCCAGAUCGAACAACAUGAAUCUCCAGUAAAGUCCAGGGCUGGUUACAAGUGUCUACCAAGAGACAAGACUUGGCCCAGGGGGGGCAGAAUUUAACCUGCUCGCUGUACAUUGUCUCCAACCUGCCUGAAACGGAUAUUGGCCUUGGGUCUGUGAAGAACAGAGGUGCGAGGAAGAAGUGUUCCCCCUGGCCAUGAAUUACUUGGAUAGAUUUUUAGCUGUGAUCCCAACAAGAAAGAGCCAUUUACAACUCCUCGGGGCCGUCUGCAUGUUCUUAGCUUCCAAGCUGAAAGAGACUAUCCCUUUAACCGCAGAGAAACUUUGCAUUUAUACUGACAAUUCUAUCAAACCGCAAGAGCUGCUGGAGUGGGAGCUGGUGGUUCUGGGAAAGUUGAAGUGGAACCUGGCUGCGGUGACGCCACAUGAUUUCAUAGAACACAUACUAAGAAAAUUGCCCUUGCCAAAAGACAAAUUGCUCUUGAUCCGGAAACAUGCACAAACGUUCAUUGCACUUUGUGCCACAGACUUUAACUUUGCAAUGUACCCGCCAUCUAUGAUAGCAACUGGAAGUGUAGGAGCAGCGAUAUGUGGGCUGCAGUUGGAUGAUGGAGAAACCUCUCUUUCUGGCGAUAGUCUCACAGAGCAUUUGGCCAAGAUCACUAGCACAGAUGUGGAUUGCCUUAAAGCUUGUCAGGAGCAGAUCGAGUCGGUGCUGGUGAGAAGCCUCAGACAGACGAGGCAACAGGCACAGCAAAGAAACUCGUCCAAGUCCGUGGAUGAACUGGACCAGGCUAGCACUCCUACAGAUGUGCAGGACAUCAACCUGUGAGGAGUUCCCCCCGCAUCAAAAGAGCCUUUAGAGUUCUUUUAUUUUAUAGAACAAAACAGUUUCUAUCUGUUCCCAAUUAGAGAAAAAAAAAAAAAAAAUUUAAAACUAUUUUAAAUACAAACAAAAACCAAACAAACUGAUUUUGGUGCCUGCAAUGUCCUGUAGAAGGGAAACCCACCAUAUAUCUGAUUGUUGUCCUAUGAUUAUAUUUUGUCCAAUUGUAAAGCUUGCGCUUGUGGUUUUAAAGGAAGAAAAAAACAAAACGCAGGCCCGUUACUAUAAUCGUUAAUGUUAUUAUUUCUCAGUACCUUGUAGUCGCCUUAGAUUUCGGAGAGAAAAUGAGCGUAUAUGCAUUUUCACAAUAAUUAUUCUUUUUAAUUAGAACGCAAAGGCAAUAGACUAAUGGAUUCUAGCCAAGAAAGUAACGAUCCCCCGAAAACGUUUCCACCAUUAUUUCAAGAUUUACUCGGGAUCUACUUUAGAGGUGCUUUUCUGGAUCUCUUCAUUAGUUCUGUUUACUCUUGCUGUGUCUGGUAGCUGCUACCGAAGAAAACAAUGCUUUAUUCUUUUUUUUUUCGCAAGCCUAAGGCAGGUUUUUUUUUCGUUUUGUUUUAAUUCGUUUUGACUAUUUUGUUGUUGUUCGCUUUCCCUGCUUUUCUUUCCAAAUUGUUUUGGUCUCCAAUAUGAAUCGGGGACUAAAAAGAUGAGCUGAGAUUCUACUUUGAUUAACUGUGGACCAAUCCAAAAUAAGGAGUGCAUGUUUAUGGGGUGGGUAAAGCGAAAAUAUACAUAAUUUUAAGUGUUA
Messenger RNA from Xenopus laevis (African clawed frog), 1636 nucleotides. RefSeq names its product cyclin D2 S homeolog (gene ccnd2.S). NCBI's taxonomy places the organism in Eukaryota, Metazoa, Chordata, Amphibia, Anura, Pipidae. Gene Ontology annotation, cellular component: endomembrane system; nucleus; cytoplasm. The record is from RefSeq and is a predicted model, not a curated record. The coding region runs from base 196 to 831 and encodes 211 amino acids. Gene Ontology annotation, biological process: mitotic cell cycle phase transition. The transcript has 5 exons. Gene Ontology annotation, molecular function: cyclin-dependent protein serine/threonine kinase regulator activity; protein kinase binding.